CAGUUUUCCUCUGUCGUGGUGGCUGCGCAGACGAACGACGACGACGGACGUUCUCGCUUCUGCUUCGAUUGAGGUGCUGCUGUGAUUGCACGAGGCUUUUGAGGCAACACUGCUACUGCUGCUGCGGUGUGUUUGAGCAGGUGGGCGAGCAGCCAUGGUCAAGGAGGAAGAGAACGGGGUGGUGGCAGAGACCGCCACGAAGGUGAGCGCAGGUGGCGCGACAAAGCAAACCAACAGCACCAGCAACAGCAACAGCAACAACCAUGUCAAGAGGGAGGAUAAAGUGGUGAAUGGCAAGGUGUUGCGUCGCGCUGAUGGCAAGAAGAAGAAAAAGAAGAAGAAGAAGGCGGCCAAGCAAGCUGCAGCACAAGCGAACGGGGCAGCUGCAAACAACAACAAGGAGGCAUCAGCAGCAGCAGCAGCCGCUUCGAAGCAAGCAAACGACACAACAGCCACGCCAAAACAGGAGGAGCAGCUGGACACAAAGGCGCUUGACGUCGAGUAUGUUCCCGAGGAGCUGAAGGUUGAGGAUCCUUCCGCUGCAGAGUUUGCCGGUGUCUUCGAAGCAUUCAAGUUCCGCGAGGAGGACGAGGAUGCCGCAGCAGAGCCAAAGAAGAUCACUGCGAGCGCGCCUGUGAUUGAGGGCGACGCUGUGCGGUUUGUGGAGGAUGAGGAAGAGCAGCAGCUGCUGUCGAAGAAGAAGCUGCGCAAGAUGAACCGCCUCACCGUUGCUCAGCUCAAGCAGGUGGUGGACCGACCAGAUGUUGUCGAGAUGCACGACGUCAACUCUGCAGACCCAAAGACCCUCAUCCAGCUCAAGGCGACCCGCAACACAGUGCCUGUGCCACGCCACUGGUGCAACAAGCGCAAAUACCUGCAGGGCAAACGCGGUAUUGAAAAGCCGCCGUUUGACCUCCCAGACUUUAUCAAGCAGACUGGCAUUACGGAGAUGCGCGAAGCCCUGAACGAAAAGGAGGAAGCGCAGGGGCUCAAGGCAAAGAUGCGCGAGAAGGUGCGACCGAAGAUGGGCAAGAUGGAUCUCGACUACCAGAAGUUGCACGACGCGUUCUUCCGCUGGCAGACCAAACCAAAGAUGUCCAUUCACGGCGACAUCUACUACGAAUCCAAGGAGCUUGAGACGGCGGUUCCGGACCGCAAGCCUGGCGAUCUCUCUGCCGAACUGCGCGAGGCCCUCGGCAUGCCAACAGACCCGUCUGCCAAGCCUGUGCCGCCGCCAUGGCUGCUGCACAUGCAGCGCUUUGGGCCCCCGCCGUCGUAUCCAAACCUCAAGAUCCCCGGACUCAACGCCCCGAUUCCGCCGGGUGCAUCGUACGGGUACGAGCCGGGCAACUGGGGCAAGCCGCCCGUGGACGAGCACGGCAACCCGCUCUACGGUGACGCCUUUGGCACAGACGCACAGGCCUUCAACGAGGCGGCGUGGGAGGCGGAUGUGGAGAAGGCGCCGUGGGGAAAGAUUGAGAGCGAAGAGAGCGAGAGCGAGAGCGAGGAGGAAGAGAGCAGCGAAGAAGAGGAGGAGGAGGAGCCCCUCGGAUUCAGGACGCCAAGCGGCACUGUGUCUGAGGCGCCGAGCGGCAUCUCGUCCAUCGGUGUCAGCACCCCCGAGGCGCUCGAUCUCAGGAAGAAGUCCAUCGAGGAGGCCAUGGAGCAGACGGAACAACCGACGCUCUACAAGAUUAUCCCGCAAAAGGACACAGCAGUUGGCCAGGAGCGGAUGGGGUCGGCGCACGUGUACGACAUCACCGCCGCACAGCCCGGCACAUCGCCGCUCGACCGCGCUGCCGGCCGCAGUGCCGGUCCCGGCGGUGGUGGUGUUGACAUCUCCAUCGACAACCCGGAGGAGCUGGAGCACCUGGACAAGACGCGACUCGACGCCGCGUACGCAUCGGCCGCACAGGCACGCGCCGCUCAGCGCGAGGACUUUAGCGACAUGGUCGCAGAGCACCAGGCCAAGACGAAAGCAAAGCGGAAGAAGCAGCAGGACCGCAAGGACGACAAAUCAAAGAAGUUCAAGUUCUGAUGGCCAUCCAACAAGAGGCUGCACGCGUGUGUUUCUCUUGGCAGUGUUGUUGAUGGUGUUGGUUCAUACGCGUCUCGUCACAUCUGCGUUUGCUUUGCUGUUUGAUAGCUGUCCAUCCUUUUCUUCCUUUCUUUCUCAACACUGUCGUGCAUACGCAGCAACACACAUUCACAUACACGCACAAAUGCUUGUCUGUGGCAAUUAAACAGAAAUCAGGA
Molecule: messenger RNA, 2256 nt
Organism: Salpingoeca rosetta
Lineage: Eukaryota; Choanoflagellata; Craspedida; Salpingoecidae
Exons: 15
Coding region: 155-2038 (627 amino acids)
Biological process (GO): mRNA splicing, via spliceosome
Cellular component (GO): catalytic step 2 spliceosome; precatalytic spliceosome; U2 snRNP
Source: RefSeq, a predicted model, not a curated record